Owenia fusiformis is the source of this 1762-nucleotide messenger RNA. The record is from the annotation of a GenBank genome assembly. Lineage: Eukaryota; Metazoa; Annelida; Polychaeta; Sabellida; Oweniidae.
AUGGAAAUUUCCCAAAAGUUGAGGAAAAUACUGGACUAUUUAAGAUGGUUUCAGAACAAGCUGCAAAUGAAAGUGAACAAACAAGCAGCAAAAUUGAACAACUGAAUAAUAAUAGAAAAAACGAACAGAUAACAGAUAUCAUUGAACCUUCAACAACUGAAGAUGGGGAUAUCCUUGAACAUGAUGAAGCUCUACAGAUAUAUGUAAAAGAACCUAAUAUACAUGUAGAUGGGACACAUUACAGCCAUGCACCUGGCCCUGCGUUCAAUUUAACACCAGAUGUGAUACCGAUCAUCCACAAUAUGACAAUUGUGGUGCUAAUGACAAUGGAAGAAAACAACAUCACCCUUCAAUAUGAAGUCAAUGGACACUUAAUGGGGACAAUCCUAAAUUGUUUGAAAACGUCAAACAAUACAGUGCAUAUCAAAGAUUUACACUGUCAUGUGCCUUGCAAUAACGAGACCCAUUUCUUGUGUUAUGGCAUGGUUAAAAAUGCUGAUUUUGUGACAACUUUCAUGGAAAGGUGCAAAUUGCCAGGGGAUUUCAUCAAAAAGAAGGGUGAGAAAUAUAAGAGUAUUUUGCUGGCUCUCAUGGGUAUGGUCACAAUGAUCUCAAAUGGUUUUGUCAUAUUUGCGAUCUUCACUAGUAAACAAAGAGCUAGCAUCCCUGGAUUUCCUUUCGUAUUAGUGCUAGCUCUGAAUGAUUUCCUAGUCGGGUUUUCUUGCUUAUCGAGAUCAAUAUUUCUCCAGUAUUACAUCCAGUAUCAACAAUGUCUCGUGUUUCAGCUGUUCUGUAUAAGUCCAAUCUGUGGUUCAUUAGUCUGUAUGAAGUGGAUCGCAAUCGACCGUUACAUCGCUAUCUUUUCUCCACUAAAAUACUACAAAAUAAUGAGUCGUCAUAAUAUCGCAUUUGCGAUUGCCCAUAUAUGGCUACAUGCGGUGUCUAUAGGAGUGGCGCCAUUGCUUGGUUGGAAUAUGGGUAGAUUUUUCCAAGAUCGUCAAUAUUGUACGCUGAUGUACAUUGUUGGCCCUGGCUAUCUUCUAUUUCUCUUUUUUCUUGGACUUUGUUUCCCAAUGGCGAUCAUAAGUGUUGUCUAUUUCAAAAUUUUCCGCAGAACAAGGUCACACAUUAAGAUAAUCGAUGCCCAGGAAUCCAGUGUCCGAAGAAUGAGUGAUGAUACCACUGAGGACACCUAUCUGUCAUCAAUGGAAUCACUAAAGCAGAAGGAACAAAAACCAGUCUGCAUUCCGAAGGUUUCUUUCCGGAAUAUGAAAGCAGUGAAAACAUUGGCCAUUGUGAUUGGUUGUUUCUUGAUCACAUGGGGUCCUUUCACCAUAGCGACACUUAUAACAAUCAUGUGUAAAACAGGGUGUCAUUUGCGGACAAUUAUUAGUUCUCAUUUGCUUAUGUUGGGCCUUUCAAAUUCAUUCCUAAAUUGUUUCAUAUAUGCAUACGGGAAUAGAAACUUCAGAAGAGUUUUGAAAGAUGCCUUUAUGCUCUGUAUAUGUCAAAAAUCAAACAAGAUACAACACCUUGACACCAUAUCAUAGAAAACACACUGACAUCAUAACAAAUACCUUGACAUCGAAUCAAAGUAAAUAAGCUGACAUCCUAUUAACACACACCUUAAGUUAAUACACACUGACAUCAUUAGUGGUGGGACUCGCCACCAAAAUCUCUACUCGAGUAGAAUAAUAAAUUUGACGAUCGAGUAGACGAUUUUGGCUAUUAUUUUUUUUAAAAAUUGAGAAAAUUAGAACCU